UCUCGCGCUCCCGCCCCCGCUCCCGCCCGCACACAGCGGCGCGCUCAUCCGCACACGCCUGCCCGCUCCCGGGCCGCCCCGGCGCGGGGCACAGAGGCGAGGACCCGGUGGACAGAGCGCGCCCCGCGCCCGCGCCCGCGCCCGCGCCCACCCCACCGCCUUUGCGCUCCGCAGCGGCGCGUCGCGCCCGGCGCCCCCGCCAGUCCUGCCAGAAGAUGGUCAACGACCGGUGGAAGACCAUGGGCGGCGCUGCCCAACUUGAGGACCGGCCGCGCGACAAGCCGCAGCGGCCUAGCUGUGGUUACAUGCUGUGCACCGUGCUGCUGGCCCUGGCUGUGCUGCUGGCCGUGGCUGUGACCGGUGCUGUGCUGUUCCUGAACCACACCCACACGCCAGGCACGGCACCCCCGCCUGUCGUCAGCACUGGGGCUGCCGGCGCCAACAGCGCCUUGGUCACUGUGGAGAGGGCAGACAGCUCCCGCCUCAGCAUCCUCAUCGACCCGCGCUGCCCCGACCUCGCCAACAGCUUCGCACGCCUGGAGAGCGCUCAGGCCUCGGUGCUGGAGGCGCUGACCGAGCACCAGGCCCAGCCACGGCUGGUGGGUGACCAGGAGCAGGAGCUGCUGGACACGCUGGCCGACCAGCUGCCGCGGCUGCUGACCCGAGCCUCAGAGCUGCAGACGGAGUGCAUGGGGCUGCGGAAGGGGCAUGGCACGCUGGGCCAGGGCCUCAGCGCCCUGCAGAGCGAGCAGGGCCGCCUCAUCCAGCUUCUCUCUGAGAGCCAGGGCCACAUGGCUCACCUGGUGAACUCCGUCGGAGACGUCCUGGAUGCCCUACAGAGGGACCGGGGGCUGGGCCGGCCCCGCGCCAAGGCCGACCUUCAGAGAGCGCCUGCCCGGGGAGCCCGGCCCCGGGGCUGUGCCACUGGCUCCCGGCCCCGAGACUGUCUGGACGUCCUCCUAAGCGGAUACCAGGACGAUGGCGUCUACUCUGUCUUUCCCACGCACUACCCGGCUGGCUUCCAGGUGUACUGUGACAUGCGCACGGACGGCGGCGGCUGGACGGUGUUUCAGCGCCGGGAGGACGGCUCCGUGAACUUCUUCCGGGGCUGGGACGCGUACCGAGACGGCUUCGGCAGGCUCACCGGGGAGCACUGGCUAGGCCUCAAGAGGAUCCACGCCCUGACCACACAGACUGCCUACGAGCUCCACGUGGACCUGGAGGACUUUGACAAUGGCACAGCCUAUGCCCGCUACGGGAGCUUCGGCGUGGGCUUGUUCUCUGUGGACCCUGAGGAAGACGGGUACCCGCUCACCGUGGCUGACUAUUCCGGCACUGCAGGCGACUCCCUCCUGAAGCACAGCGGCAUGAGGUUCACCACCAAGGACCGUGACAGCGACCACUCAGAGAAUAAUUGCGCUGCCUUCUACCGAGGCGCCUGGUGGUACCGCAACUGCCACACGUCCAACCUCAACGGGCAGUACCUGCGUGGUGCCCACACCUCCUAUGCCGACGGCGUGGAGUGGUCCUCCUGGACCGGCUGGCAGUACUCACUCAAGUUCUCCGAGAUGAAGAUCCGGCCGGUCCGGGAGGACCGCUAGACCGGUGCACCUUGUCCUUGGUCCUGCUGGUCCCCAUCGCCCCAUCGCUGACCCCACCUCACUCCUUCGUGAAUGUUCUCCACCCACCUGUGCCUGGCGGACCCACUCCAGCAGGGAGGGGCUGGGCCAUCCCUGACACGAACCCCCUGGGCUGGUGAAGUCACACAUCACCUCACCAUCCCCACCCACUCCAUUUGGCAGCUAACUGAUCUCUUGCCUCUGUUGAUGGGGGCUGGCAAACUUGAUGACCCCAACUCCUGCCUGCCCCCACUGUGGCUCCCGUGCUGUUUGCCGUCCCCUGGCCAGGAUGGUGAAGUUUGCCCCAGGCAACCCUCUGCUCUGUCCACCCAAACACCUGGCAUUAUGGGGACAGAGAGCAGGGGGCAGACAGCACCUCCGGAGCCCUCUUAGUGGAUUGUGUGGAACGUCAGGUCUCUCUGAGGUCAGGUCUGAGGCCAGUGUCCUGCAGCCCUUCCAGUGCCAACCCUCACCCCCAUUUCCCUGGUGCCCAGAUAACCCACCUCUCCCCCCAGGGCCUCGGCCUGGCUGUGGGCUGGGUGGCCCCAUCCUACCAUGCCCUGAGGCCAAGAAGGGGAGCUGCUGCCUUUGGGGACCCAUGCUCCAAGGCUGAGACCAGUUCCCUGGAGGCCACCCACCCUGUGCCCCGGCAGGCCUGGGGUCUCCAGUCCCCUUACCUGCUGUACCCACCUGCUCUCUGUCUCAAAUGAGGCCCAACCUCUCUCCCACCAUCCCAUCCCAUUUCUCCUGCCUCUAGAAGGUGGGUGGGACCCUGCACUGUGGGGCUGGGCUGUGCUAAUGGGAAGCUCUUGGUUUUCUGGGCUGGGGCCUAGGCAGGGCUGGGAUGGGGCUUGUACCACCCCCACCACCAAUUUCCCAGGGACUCCAGGGUCCUGAGGCCUCCUGGGAGGGCCAUGGGGGCGGCGACCCCCUCCCUGAGGCCGCUGUCUUCAUGGGGAGGCCAACUCCUGCCAGUGACUGUGGCCAUCUGGACCCAGGCCAGGCCCAGCGAGUGGUCAAGGGGCAGGGACCACGUCACUGGGCAAAUGGGGUCGAGGGGACUGGGGCACCAGACCAGGCACCACCUGGACACUUUUUUGUUGAAUCUUCCCAACACCCAGCACGCUGUCAUCCCUGCUCCUUGUGUGCGCACACGCAGAGGUGAGACCCGCAGGAUCUCAGGACCAGCAGCUGCAAGGGCAGGGCUGGAGCCGGGUCCUCGGCUUUCUGCUCAGCAGCCCUGGACCCGCCUGCAUUAUUGCGUCAGGCCCAGGUGCAGGGCGGUUUUUCCAAGGCACCCUGAUGCAGGGCCUCUGAGAGGGCUGGAGUCAGCCUAGGGGAGCUGCCCAGCAGCCCCUCCUCAGGCAGGAGGGGAGGUGGCUUCCUCCAAAGGACACCCGAUGGCAGGUGCCUGGGUAGUGUGGGGUUCCGUUCUCCCUUCCCCUCCCACGAAAGUUUGUGCUUAAAAAACAAUCCAUUUGACUCGGCACCACUAGGGGGGCGGUGGGAGAGGCCGUGAGACCUGGUGUCUGUUCCAGCGCCACCAGGUCACCCACAUGCG
Molecule: messenger RNA, 3180 nt
Organism: Chlorocebus sabaeus (green monkey)
Lineage: Eukaryota; Metazoa; Chordata; Mammalia; Primates; Cercopithecidae
Gene: FIBCD1
Product: fibrinogen C domain containing 1
Source: RefSeq, a predicted model, not a curated record